Messenger RNA from Ananas comosus (pineapple), 1888 nucleotides. RefSeq names its product V-type proton ATPase subunit B 2. The transcript is spliced from 15 exons. The coding region runs from base 158 to 1627 and encodes 489 amino acids. Gene Ontology annotation, biological process: proton transmembrane transport; ATP metabolic process. Gene Ontology annotation, cellular component: proton-transporting V-type ATPase, V1 domain. Gene Ontology annotation, molecular function: proton-transporting ATPase activity, rotational mechanism; ATP binding. Lineage: Eukaryota; Viridiplantae; Streptophyta; Magnoliopsida; Poales; Bromeliaceae. The record is from RefSeq and is a predicted model, not a curated record.
CCCUUAUAAAUCCAGAUAUUUUUCCUUUUUUUAUUUCUCCUCUACAUUUAAUUACUUAUUUUCAUUUCCACCCCCUGUGUGGCUGUGUCGUCUCCUUCCCGGCUCUCUCCUCUCCCCUUCUCCAUCUCCGUGUGGAAUCUGAGAUUGUCUUUUCAAGAUGGGUUUGAUCAAGAUCGGUGGCGAGUUGGAGGAGGGAACUUUGGAGAUUGGAAUGGAAUACAGGACCGUCUCUGGAGUUGCAGGGCCUCUGGUCAUCUUGGAAAAAGUUAAGGGUCCGAAGUAUCAGGAAAUUGUAAAUAUACGACUGGGAGAUGGCACAAUUCGACGAGGUCAAGUCUUGGAAGUUGAUGGAGAAAAAGCUGUCGUGCAGGUCUUUGAAGGAACUUCAGGAAUAGACAACAAGUAUACCACUGUUCAGUUCACGGGAGAGGUUCUGAAAACUCCUGUGUCACUUGAUAUGCUUGGGCGCAUUUUCAAUGGUUCUGGAAAACCUAUUGAUAAUGGUCCUUCAAUUUUGCCCGAGGCUUACUUGGAUAUUUCUGGAAGCUCUAUCAAUCCCAGUGAGAGGACUUAUCCAGAAGAAAUGAUUCAGACAGGGAUAUCAACCAUUGAUGUCAUGAACUCCAUUGCUCGAGGGCAAAAGAUUCCUCUCUUUUCUGCUGCUGGGCUUCCUCAUAAUGAAAUAGCUGCCCAGAUUUGUCGUCAGGCUGGCCUUGUGAAGCGUUUGGAGAAAUCUGACAAUCUCCUGGAGGAUGGAGGAGAAGACAAUUUUGCCAUUGUGUUUGCUGCUAUGGGUGUCAAUAUGGAGACAGCACAGUUCUUCAAACGUGAUUUUGAAGAAAACGGUUCUAUGGAGAGGGUCACCCUUUUCCUAAAUCUGGCAAAUGAUCCCACCAUUGAGCGCAUUAUCACCCCUCGUAUUGCAUUAACUACCGCUGAAUAUUUGGCUUAUGAAUGUGGGAAGCAUGUUCUUGUCAUUCUAACAGAUAUGAGCUCUUAUGCUGAUGCACUUCGUGAGGUUUCAGCAGCACGAGAAGAAGUGCCAGGUAGACGUGGUUAUCCUGGUUAUAUGUACACUGAUCUGGCAACCAUAUAUGAACGAGCUGGGCGUAUAGAAGGAAGAAAAGGCUCCAUCACGCAGAUACCCAUUUUGACUAUGCCUAAUGACGAUAUCACACAUCCUACUCCCGAUCUUACUGGCUACAUUACCGAAGGUCAAAUAUAUAUCGAUAGGCAGCUAUACAAUCGACAGAUAUAUCCACCUAUCAAUGUCCUGCCAUCUCUAUCUAGAUUGAUGAAGAGUGCUAUUGGCGAGGGCAUGACUCGCCGUGAUCAUGCGGAUGUAUCUAAUCAGCUCUAUGCCAAUUAUGCUAUUGGAAAGGAUGUUCAGGCUAUGAAGGCUGUUGUAGGAGAGGAGGCUCUCUCGUCGGAGGAUCUGCUCUACCUUGAAUUCCUGGACAAGUUUGAGAGGAAAUUUGUCGCGCAAGGUGCAUACGACACUCGCAACGUCUUCCAGUCACUGGACCUUGCAUGGACACUGCUCCGGAUAUUCCCCCGUGAGCUUCUCCACCGUAUACCUGCGAAGACUCUAGACCAAUACUACAGCAGAGAUGCUGCUGCCCACUGAAUUUCUCGUUAUUUUGUAGAACUCCAAUCUUCAUGAAGAGCAGUUUGAAUAAAUUGAAGUUCGAAAACUCGAAUCUUUUUUGCCUUAUAUCUUUGAAUGUUAUUCUUUACUGCAUAAAAUAUUAGAGUUUUUGUGCAUGCGCCUUGCACUUCUUGCUUUUGUAAUGUGACAUCUUGUAUUAUACCCUAUGUUUUUAUUAAUUGCUACUACUAAAAGCCUGUAAGAUGCAAAUUGGGUUGCUUUUAUGAUGUUGAGUUAUUA